AGCAGGCCCUGAUCGGGCAGUCACUGCCAUUAUGUUCUGUGUGGAGAUCCCUGUUUUUAAGUGACUGCCGACCAGGACCUGCAUGAUGCAGAGGGAGCGGGGCCCCCUAUCUUUCCUGGCUAUGCGGGGCCCAGAGCAUGAGCUCCAAAAGCUCCAGUGAUAAUCCGGUCCUGCUCAAAAGGCGAAGAGAUAAACUAAAUAUACAAAAAUUUAAAUUAGCUCAGUGUCCUUAAGGCCAAAAUGGGAAGUGUUUUUGAGGUGUUAUUAGAGACACAACAAAACAAAGGACCUGAAAAUAUGUUUGCAGUUAUAAUGGUAAUACAUGUAUUUAAUUAUACAUGUGAAAAAUAAGUUUUAGAACAUUUUACAUGGUGAUUUACACCUGCAACUACAGUGUGUGACCAGCAGGGGGAACCAAAACGAAACAAAGUCAAACUGUGAGCCCCUGUUACCAUAGAAACUAAUCGUACACAAGCUGAAAGACAGCAUGGAGCAUGAACCAGAAGUCUUGAAGAGAGUCUGCUUUGGCAGUACACAGGAAAGAAAACAUUUCCCAUAUUACUGUGCCCCAGACCGCCUGGGAAAUGAUCUGGCGCCCAUCAGAGGAGCGCCAAACCGUGGACCUGGAUGUUACCAGUCUGAGGAGGUAACCAGCCUAGAAUAUCUUCUGGAAAAAAGACCUAUGAAUCAGAAAGGUUACAUAAUGGGAGCCAGAACAGCACCACGCUUUCCGAAAGACAGUCAGAUGCAGACACCUAGUCCUGCAAAAUACCAGUCAUUCUGGUCCAGAGAGCGCACAUUCUCACCAAGUUAUGCCCCUUUUAACAUCAAAGCUGUACGAUUUCCAGACAAGAAGACAGAUAUUGUCUUAAACCCUAGUCCUGGGACAUAUGAACAUGAUACAAAGCAAGGAAGAAAGGUGUCUUGGCCUGGAAGAUUUGGAUCACCUGAGUGGUCGGAGGUUCCAUCUCUGGAAAAAAAAACUCUGAGGUCAGAGCUUCUAACAGACAAAGCAUUUCAUAAAACCAGAAAUCGAGUGGCAUAUCUAAGUCUGUAUUACAAUUAAAUGGAUUCCAGAAGUCAUGAAAGUCUUCUUUUAUAAUAAUUAAAUGUUUUGAUACCACAGCUCAACACUUUUACUCUUUUGUUAUCAGUGACCUUAAGAUUUCUUCUACUUUAUCUCUAAUUCCUUUAAACUACAUUUAAUGGAUUAAA
Messenger RNA from Hyla sarda, 1215 nucleotides. It is a transcript of the gene CIMAP3, whose product is annotated as ciliary microtubule associated protein 3. Gene Ontology annotation, cellular component: ciliary basal body. Bases 488 to 1066 code for a protein of 192 amino acids. Gene Ontology annotation, molecular function: cytoskeletal protein binding. NCBI's taxonomy places the organism in Eukaryota, Metazoa, Chordata, Amphibia, Anura, Hylidae. Gene Ontology annotation, biological process: regulation of cell projection organization. The record is from RefSeq and is a predicted model, not a curated record. The transcript is spliced from 6 exons.